Lachancea fermentati is the source of this 2163-nucleotide messenger RNA. Lineage: Eukaryota; Fungi; Ascomycota; Saccharomycetes; Saccharomycetales; Saccharomycetaceae. The record is from the annotation of a GenBank genome assembly.
AUGGUGUCUGACCCGAGGGGAAAAGAUAGAGUGACUCCCCUGUCAUCUAAUAUAAGCAUACCUGCCCAACAACAGCAAAGGAGGCAAUCAAUCAUGUUGCUUUCGGAAUCUGUACCAAGCAGGAGGUCAUCUGUUUUAAAUACAAUCAAGUCCGGGAGAUCUCGUAAGUCUAUGGCGAUACCACAAAGCCCAGGAUUGGGCAGAAGCGUGGACUCCCGUGUAUUGAUCGACAUGGGAUCUCCCAACUUUCGGACAAAGGAGCAACGCCAGCAUGACGAAAUCAUCAACAGUCUACGGAAUAAUUAUCUAAAUGAUUACAUGCCCUCGAGAAGAAGUGGCUCUGUGUCAACACAGACCUCAAAAACACCACAUGAAACAUCAGGCUCGGAUUCGGCCUCGGCAAUUCUCGAGCAUGAUCCUAACCUAGAAAGCGAGGGUGGGGAUAUCACAAGGGACCUUUAUCGUUUGACUACUACAAAUCAGCUCGAGAAAACUUCGAAAAAAAAUAAGUCCAUGGACGACUUGGAAAUACGACCACAUCAUCAUAGACCCGGUUCAACAGCUAGUGCUCUAAAUGUGCCUGGAGGUUUCCGUAGAGAGUUCAUAGUCAAGAAACUGAGGAAAGACAAAGACUCUACAGACCAGGGAGAUGAACCCAAUCCGACGUUGGAUUCCGGCUCCGGCGAUUCUGAUCCGAGUGCAAUGGAAAAAGUUCCAUUUCUGACGAGAAAUUUUCUAGAGUUUCUGUACGUAUACGGCCACUUUGCGGGUGAGUCUUUCGAGGACGAUUUUAUUUCGGAAGAGGAUUUAGCAGAUGGAGCGCUUGAUGAAAGAAGUCCCCUUUUGGGACGUGGAGAUCUGGAAUCAGGAAGGAAAAGAUUGGCUCCUCGGUCUGCCAAAGGUACAACUUCUACUUUCAAGGCAUUUUUACUCAUGAUCAAGUCAUUUAUCGGCACAGGAGUCUUGUUUCUCCCCAGUGCAUUUUCAAACGGCGGUUUAACAUUUUCAAUAGUAAUGCUCCUGUUUUUUGGCAUAUAUUCAUACUGGUGUUAUUACAUCCUCACACAAUCAAAGAUCGCCACAAAGGUUUCCUCAUUUGGUGACAUAGGUCUCAAGUUAUAUGGGCCUUGGAUGAAGUUCAUCAUUCUAUUCUCUUUGGUGUUGACACAAUUAGGAUUUUCAGGUGCUUACGUAGUAUUCACUGCUAAAAACUUGAUGGCGUUUAUCGGUAAUGUUUUCCAUUGGCACGAAGUGUCAAUUGUUCAUAUGCUAAUAUUGGAACUGAUAAUAUUUAUCCCACUUUCUUUCAUAAGAAAUAUUUCAAAAUUAUCACUUCCUUCCCUAAUGGCCAAUUUUUUCAUCAUGACGGGGAUCCUCAUUGUGGUGUUUUUCACUGCAAAGCACCUGUUCUUUGAUCUUCAUUCAAUACCGGCAGAAGGUGUCAUCAUGAAUUUCAACCCAAAUCGUUGGUCACUCUUCAUCGGCACUGCAAUCUUUGCUUUUGAGGGUAUUGGACUGAUCAUCCCAGUCCAAGAUUCCAUGAAGCAUCCUGAAAAGUUUCCCCAAGUAUUGGGCCUAGUAAUUGUCACUGCCACGAUUCUUUUUACAACAGUUGCAACUUUGGGAUACUUGAGCUACGGAUCGAAAACCGAAACUGUAAUUCUACUGAACUUACCACAAGAUAACAUCUGCGUAAAUUUGAUCCAAUUUUUCUAUUCUUUGGCUAUAUUGCUAUCUACACCUUUACAAUUAUUCCCUGCCAUUGCAAUUAUUGAGAACAAAGUGUUUCCGAAAUUCACCAAAAUUUAUGUCAAGCACAAUGACCGCACUAAUGUCCAAUACAAACCAAAUUCGGGAAAAUUGGAUUGGAGAGUCAAAUGGUUAAAGAACACUGUUCGCUCAGUUAUUGUUUCUUCUGUGGUGACAGCGGCAUACUUUGGCGCUGACCAUUUGGAUGUCUUUGUUUCUAUUGUCGGUUCAUUUGCGUGUAUUCCCUUAGUGUACAUUUAUCCUCCUAUGUUACACUUGGAAAGCUGUAGCAAACCACAGAGCAGUAGAGCGACCAAAUUAUGGGGCAAGUGGCCAGUGGGUUUGGAUUACUUUUUGAUAUUGUUCGGCAUCGUUGCUAUGAUGUACACAUCAUAUCAAUGCAUAUUUGGCUAA